Molecule: messenger RNA, 6991 nt
Organism: Seriola aureovittata
Lineage: Eukaryota; Metazoa; Chordata; Actinopteri; Carangiformes; Carangidae
Gene: kctd2
Product: potassium channel tetramerization domain containing 2
Exons: 6
Coding region: 694-1518 (274 amino acids)
Biological process (GO): protein homooligomerization; proteasome-mediated ubiquitin-dependent protein catabolic process
Cellular component (GO): Cul3-RING ubiquitin ligase complex; cytoplasm
Molecular function (GO): cullin family protein binding
Source: RefSeq, a predicted model, not a curated record
GGCAGACUAGAAAUUUAAUUCACCUGUAGAACCAAAUAUUUACAUUGUGUCUCUUAUUUUAUUUUAUUGAGAUUUAUGACAGACAAACACAAAAACAUCUUGAACAUCGUGAAGAAUCAGGGGAAGAUGUAUUUGUUAGUGACUCCAUAACUGACAUAAAACAUAUGUCACCUGAAUCAUGUAGCUACACAUGCAGUAAGUACUCCUAUGAAGAGAUGCUGCCUAGCGUACAUGACAUGCAAAAUAAAUCCCAGUUUCAGAAACAAGUGUUUAAAAUCCCCCUAAUUGCUUUUGCAGCAAUCGCAGCUAAUUUUGCAGUUACUUGAAAAGCUUUUAUUUUGAAAAACCAUGACAUGGCGGAAGUAAACAAUAAUCACGUUACAACCCGGAAGGAUUGCCUUUCUGUGAUUAACGUUUGAAUAGACAAGAAUGACCAAUUUAUCCUGUGAAGAAACCAUUAAACGCGAUGCUGCUAACAUCGUUCGGCCUCUGAAAGUCAUAUUUGUGUCUUAAUCUUCGGCGUUGGGGGCAGAGGCGGUCGAGUGUGAGCAGCAACGCCCUGAUGCCAGCCUCCCCGUCGGAGAAAAAUAAGCUCGCUGUGUUUACAACUCGGUGGAGAGAGGCUGUUUCCCCGCAGUGUGUCGUUAGCUAAUCGUGCGGCUGCUGUGAGUGUUUUAUAGGCGAAGAAAAAACAUGGCUGAACUGCAUGUUGUGGAACCGAGCGGUACUGGCACCAUAGAACAGCCCGAGCACCGUGAUGUGCGCGGCUCCGUGCGCCUGGCUUCGCCCACUCUCAUGGUUCCCCCGCGGAGCAGCCAGCCUAGUCCCGGCGGGGUGUCGAGCGGCGGCGGCGGCAGCGGAGGAGGAGGAAGGUCGGUGUUCGGAUUCCCGGCGAAGAGCAACCCCAGCUCCCCGUCCGAACCGGUGGACAAGCCGGGCUCACGCUGGGUCCGGCUUAACGUCGGUGGGACCUACUUCAUCACGACCAAACAGACACUGUGCAGGGACCCCAAAUCCUUCCUGUUCCGACUGUGUCAAGAAGACCCAGACCUGGACUCUGACAAAGACGAGACGGGAGCCUACCUGAUCGACAGGGACCCCACAUACUUCGGCCCCAUCCUGAAUUACCUUCGGCACGGAAAACUGAUCAUGGAUAAAAAUCUGGCAGAGGAAGGGGUUCUCGAGGAAGCCGAGUUCUACAACAUCGCGUCACUGGUGCGGCUGGUGAAAGAGAGGAUACGGGACAACGAGAACCGGACGUCUCAGGGCCCUGUGAAGCAUGUGUAUCGAGUACUACAGUGCCAAGAGGAGGAACUCACACAGAUGGUCUCGACCAUGUCGGACGGUUGGAAGUUCGAGCAGCUUAUAAGUAUCGGCUCCUCAUAUAACUAUGGAAACGAGGAUCAGGCAGAGUUUCUAUGUGUAGUUUCCCGGGAACUCAACAACUCCACCAACGGCAUCGUCAUCGAGCCCACCGAGAAGGCCAAGAUCCUUCAGGAGCGAGGCUCACGGAUGUGAAGAGACCCAGCUCCUCAGCUAAAUAUCAUUUUAUCAACAAAAACAAAACAACAACAUGAACAUUUUCUCCCCCUCCCCCCCCACCCCCUCCUUCACCUCUCUACCAUCACCACCACCUUCAUCAUCAUCAUCCUCCACCCCCUCCCCCCUCCUCCCUCCCCCCUCCUCCUCUGGUGUGCCUUUCCACAGCGGGGGCUCCCUGAUGCCCCCUCCCUCCCCUCCUGUGCUGCUCAUAGCAGCUUCUUGAUGGUCAGUGUCACGGCGAUGCGGGCUGCGGUGCUGAUUGUAGCCUCCUGUUGUCGGUGGAUGGACGCCCAGCACAGAGCUAAUAUACAUGAUCAUCCUCAUCAGCAUCCUCAUCAUCAUCAUCGCUGUUAACAGACAGGAUACUUGCUCGCUCUUGUACAUCUGGCUCUGUCGACUUAGCAGAAAAUCUCCUCAGGACUCUCAAAGGACAUAAAGGAAUGAACACAACCCCACUGACUGAGCCUCUCUCUUUACCUGAAUCUGUUCAUGGAGCGAGCGACUCCAGACUCCUCGGCCGAUGUAUGAGGCGCGCUGCGGCACAGCAAAACCGAGCCAGGAGGUCCAGAGGUGGAGGAUAAGACGGAGCGGCCGCAGGCAGCGUGACGCAGAGUCCGAUCACUCUGGUUGAGGCAGCGUUUCCUCUACUCUCCUGAGUCUUUUAGAAACAGCUUAAUCAAGUGACAGAUUUUCAUCCUUACAGACGCCCUGUCUUGGCUCGGCGCGGCGAUGGCGCUGCUGGAAGAUCACGGCAUCCCGCUCCUCCUGUUUCCUGUUCUUGGGCUCGAUCCGAUCUAUUCCCGCAGGGAGAAAAUUUGGGAUAUUUUAGCGCAAAACAAAAGAAAUGACUCAAAAAGACUACACCUAUGUACAAUUUGUCAAGGCAUGUGAGGAAUCUAUAUAAAUCUAUAUAGGCUACAUGAUGAAAUUAUAUGAAAAAUUGAAUGCAAAUGGUGUAAUUAUUGAUUUCUGUAUCAUAGUUGUCAUAUAUUUACAUAUUCUGGUGAGUGAGUCUAUUUAAACGAUGGAGAAAUUAUCAGUUUUCAUAACCAGUUUUCCCGCUCACACAGGUGUGAGUAUGUGUAUGCAGUGCCUCUCUGCUUUCUGUCCAUGACUGAAGUAUCACAAGUUUUUCAGCUGCACGUUUUCUGUAGUGUUACUCAAAAAAAAAAAAACACUUGUCACUGAGUUUUUCUCUUAAAUAUCCUACUUCGAUCUCUUGCAUAUCUUAAAAUUGUAAUUAGGGACAAGGAAAACUACUGUUGUUGCCAUUUUGCCCAGACAAGUGUGGCGUGGCAGGGGAUUGGACUGUGGCCAGUCUGUAUGCUGCCUCAAAACCCUGAGACACCCCCUCCCUCCCUGGCCUCGUGCUGCUCUCAUGCCAAUACUCACUCACUUUGCAGCUACCUCUGUUGCCGCCCCUCAACUUAACACCCUUAAUGACUGUGUUGUCUUACAUUCUGCAGCACCUGUAGCAACUGUGGCGCAAAGCUGAAUAGUGCUCCUCGCGCUUAAAGCCCUGAGAUACCUGAGCCUGCAUUUAUCACACAAAUUCACGUACUGUCAGUGAACCUGCCAGAUGGGAAAUGUGUCCUCCGCUUUCUGAGCUUCAGAGAGGAGCCUUUAUUUCAGAUGUUAUGUGACUUUUUUUUUUUUUUUUCUGUGCCAGCAGAUGGAAACUAACUUGGCUAAAGUAUAUUUCUCUGGAAUAUACUUGACAUUUAGUUGCUGUGUGAUCGUGCUGUUUUUAACACCUGUAACAACAUUGGAGUAACAUGCAAAUACAGGAAACACUAGCCUGGGUCUGGACCUUUGAAUCACUGCCCGUGAAAGUUAAUGACUAUCAGGCCUAAUACAUACAAAUAUAUGUUUUCUAAUUAUUUAUAAGUAACAUGAAAGAGCGUUUGAGUUUUGUGCAAGAAAAGUGAAUUGACUUCUACUUUAAAUGUUAAUAGAGCGGGCACUAUUUGUCGUUCUGCGGAAAAUUCAUCAACAGUUAGUUCUUAUAUUUCUUAUAUUAUAUAUUUAAUAAUCAUUUAUCAAUCAGAAAGGUCGCACUCACUGAUUUCAGCUUCUCGUGAGGAUUUCCUUCUUUUCUCAGUUUUAUAUCUGUUGUAUCUAGAAUAUUAUUUUAUAUAUGAUAAGACAACUGAAGAUGUCUCCUUGGACUAUUACAGCUUGGAUUUGGCAUUCUUUGCUAUUUUCUGUUAUUUUAUACACAAAACAAUGAUAUUGAUCAAGAAAAUAAUCAGCAGAUUGGUCUGUAAUGAAAAUAAUCAUAUUUUGCAGCCCUUAGCAGUCGCUGAACCACAGGGCUGCAACUAAUGAUUAUCACUUAAUCUCUCAGAGCCUGAAAGUGAGGUCUUUAAAUGUCUUCAAACAGUCUAAAAACCAAAAAUAUAGAAUUUACAAUGACGUGCUACAGCGAAAAGCAGCAAAUUCUCACGUUUAAAAAGCUGACAACUGAAUUUUUGUGGCAUUUCUGCUUCACAAACGACUAGAGCUGAUGAAUUAAUUACAAAUAUCAGCUGAUGUGAAUAUAAUGUUGUUACUGGUGUGAGUGCAGCCUCGUCACAUGAGCGACUCGAUGCACAGUACGAGCCAUAUUUACACAUAUCAGAUGGAAAAUCGAAACAUCUCAUUGAUGCCCAUUGUGCAGACAUUUUAACCAGGAGCAUCCAGUCUUGACGUGACCCACACCCUAUCACUGGCAUUGAUCACUUUGAUACAUCGCCCUUUGUAUAAAGAGCAUACUUGAUGCAGUUAUGUUAUAUCAAGCAUGAACAAAAAGAAUGCGUUUAAUGGGGAAAAAAAAAAAUGUACCUUUGCUGUUGUCAUGCUCCCUGACCAUGUUCAGUCAGGCCUCAGAGCUCAGACUUUGAUGUGACUUCUUCUUUGUCGUUUUAUUUUAUUUUAUUUUUUUUCCUCUCAAGCGUGUGUUGUGCAGUUUUAUUCUACUCCAGUCGGAGUCGUGAGCAGACCGCGUGCUGCCUGAAAAUGCCCAAACGUCUCAUCGAGGAGCAGUUUUUUUUUCUCCCUUGUUGUUCUCUGGGCCUUUUGCAAAGCACCUUGGGUGUUGUUUCCCUUCGUCUGUGUCCAGUGUUGUGCCUUUGACCUGUGUUGUGCACAGUUGUUCUCCCCUCUUAUCAUAAGGUGCCUCUCAUACCUUAAAAAAUGCCAGGAGGCACCUACCUGAGGUAAAAUGUAUAAUGCGGUCGUUAGCUUGUUUUCUGUUGUGAGUGUUUCAGUGAGAGGCAAGCCAAACAAAAUCCAUUACCCCCUGCAUUAUUUGAAGUUUUAUUAUAUAUGACUACAAAAUGAAAAUGAUUAACAGCUGCUUUCUUUGUGCCAUUGCAUUGAACAUCCACCCACAAUCCCUUACGCUCCUGGAGAUUCAAAAUGUGUCUCUGCUGUAAACACUCAUGGUUGGUUUGAAUUGUGUUUACAGCACUUUUAAAUGGAUGGGAAGCAGGGUAGACCAGUCGAAGCAGGUUUCCCUCCUCUGCUUUUAUCUUAGUAAAACUCCAGCAGUGCACUUGUUUAUCAGAAAAGCGAUUUGACUAUAAACUCGCCAUCAUUUGGCUUCUUGUUAUUUUUUUUCUUUUCUUGAGUUGCAUGCUGAAGCCAUCUCCAAUGACCCCAUUUUUAGAUGUAUGUAAUCAACCUUUAAAGCACUUACUGUACCUGUCACCUUUGUGAACCCAGUUUGAUCUUACCUUGGUUGCAUAGUUCAGUGGUUCCCAACCUGAGGGUCAGCAUCCCCAGAGGAGAUCACAAAAUAGGAAGUGAGAGAAAACAUAUUUCUAUUAGAGGAAUCUGCUUAUUUUUUUAAUUAACUGCUUUUUAUUAGCCAUGCUAGUCAGUGGAAUAAUCAUUGCUCCCAGAGGAUGAACCCUACCGACUUGGGUGAUGUCCUAAUUUUUCAUGUAGCAGCAAAAUUUGAAAUGGCAAUGACAUUCCCUUCACUCUCAACUGUAUUCAUGUUUAGUGCUAAUUACCAAGUGUUAGCAUACUAAUACACUGAGCUAGAAUGGCUAAAAGGUUAAAAAUUAUACCUUUUAAACAGAGGCAUGUUAGCAUUUAGCUCAAAACAACACUGCAGCUAAGUUACAGCCCUAGAGCUGCUAGCAUGGCUGUAGACACUUAAUGUUGUUAUUAUUAGCCUUGGUCAUUGGUUGGUUACACGAACUAGAUGCAUUCAUUAAAGUUUGUACAGGCAUUCCUGAUCCUCAGUAGGUUAAUCCCAAUGAUAGUGGUGAUCAACUGUACUCUGUGUUUAGUGCUAAUUUGGAUAUGUUACUAUGCUACUAUGCUAACUCUUUCAACCCCUGCCUGCUAGGAUAGCUGUGGUCUCUUAGACUUAUUUCUUGUGAAUUGCUCGAUGGUUUUACUUCUUAAAAAAUAUUCAAGAAAACAAGGGAAGUAAUUCACUCUUUCCUUGAACUGGUUACAUUUUGUAAACAUAUGUAACCUGUGAUGAAAUCUCCUAUUUAAGGGGCGAUGAGCUAAAAAAAAAAAAAAAGGUUGAGAACCACUGAACUCUGCAGUGUGAUUAUUGUAAUAUUUGACUCAAGCAACCAUUUCUUUAAACAAAAAAGAAAGAACUUUUAAUUAAGUUUUUACUUUCACCUGCACUAGCUAGUCUACAGAUAAUGUGCAAUGUUAACAAAUCUGCAAAAAAAAAAAAUUAAAAUAUAUCUGUGUUGUUUGGGCACGUGAAAAACAUGAGAGCAUGCAUUGUUCUAGAGAUUACGAUGUCGUGUACUGGAUUGUGUCUGACCUCUGUGUUAGUGCAAAGUGUAUGUGAUGCAUGGUGGGGGGAGCAGAGGGAAGGCAUGGCUCUGUGGUUUGUAGGUGUAGAUUUCUUGUGUGGAACAGUUGGUCUACAACUAGACAUAUUCUCUACUCACAUGUUCCGUUUCUUUGUUGUUUUUUGUAUCUUUGACAUGUCGGUUGAAUUUAACGGUAGAUAAAGAAUAGUUAGCUUUGAAAACAAAUUAACCAAUCAGAUUGCAGGACCCCACCCUGACCCCGCCCGCCCGUUCCAACCUUGGUUUAUAUAGCAUUUAUGCGACCCCCACCCCCCCAGGUCCACACACAAAAGAAAGAUUUUUUUAAUCCAUGGGUCAUUUUGCCAGUUAAUCUGUAAACACCUGCAUGCGUUUGUGGACAUGCACACUUGUACACUCAUUUAGACGUGCUGAAAAAAUGUCACCUAACAGUUACUUUGUGUUCAUUUAUCAACAGUAUUGAUGUCAAAUGUGAAUAUUGUCAAUGGAGACUGUGGAGAAAUGUUUGGAAGCUGACAAAACAUUUUUGUCCUGUUUGUUUCACUUUUAUUUAUUUUGUAUUUUUUGAAUUUUGUCUACCAAUGUCGUUUCUUUACAUGUAACAAUUUUAACAAAACCCAGUCUGGUUUUUAAUCAUAAAAUGUGUCUGUGUUUUAAAA